This is a messenger RNA of Gamsiella multidivaricata, 3915 nucleotides long. Its product is annotated as SNF2 family N-terminal domain-containing protein. The record is from RefSeq and is a predicted model, not a curated record. Gene Ontology annotation, cellular component: nucleus. Bases 1 to 3915 code for a protein of 1304 amino acids. NCBI's taxonomy places the organism in Eukaryota, Fungi, Mortierellomycota, Mortierellomycetes, Mortierellales, Mortierellaceae. The transcript is spliced from 9 exons. Gene Ontology annotation, biological process: transcription-coupled nucleotide-excision repair. Gene Ontology annotation, molecular function: ATP binding; ATP-dependent chromatin remodeler activity.
AUGGAUGGUCAGCAACACUCUCAGGAUACCACUGUCAAGACAGAACCUCCUCUGGAGGAAGUCGAGACCAUGACACAGUCCAAUCCAACCUCAGAAGACCAGGUCGCAGGGGACCUCGAUUCCUUGCUCGGGGUCGGCAUGGUCAACCAGGAUGACUUGGAAAGGGAUAUCAUGGCCAAGGCCAGCAAGGCCCUCGAUGCGAAGGACAACGAACUGGACAAAAAGCGAUUGGAAAAGACCCUCAAGAAUGCAAAGCACAUCAAGAAACUGGAGGGAAAUCGCAAGAAGCUGGACCGGAGUUCCUUUGCAUUAUCCAAUUUGGAGGAGCGUCUAGGCGAGUUGAAUGAGGAACUCGCACAGGCUGAAAAGGAUGAACAGGAUAUCAAAGAUCGAAUCCGUGGGCGAAGGAAUGGAGCUCCUCUAUCAACUUCAUCGACAUCUACAUCUUCUGGACAGCAGGAUGGCGAAUCUCAUCGAGAGUAUUUGAUCAGGACCGGAAAGAUCACACCGUUUGCUGCUGUGUCAGGCCUUGAAAAGUCAAAGCAGGAUGCACCUUCAGGAUUCACAAUGGCAGGUCCCUCAACCACAGACCAGUCUCCAAAGUCACACGUCCACCUACCACGACCAUCAUGGAGUUUGAUCGGUAAGGAAUCGAAGGCAAAGAAUCAAAAAGAAACCUCACGGAGCAGUAAUGCUCCUGCAGAGCGGUCCAGUAUGAGGAAAGCGCGGAACAAGAUCGCUUCCAGGAUAGAUCGCGACGAUGAUGAUGAUUUUAAUGACAGUGUCAACGGUGACGACGACUAUAAUGAUUCGGAUGCGCUCGAUCCAGACUUUGUGAAUCCGGAAGGAGCUGAUAGCGAAGUUGACUCAAAGGACGACAGAGCUUACUCAGAUAUUCCAGAGACUUCUGAGGAUGAUGACUUCAAAUCAGUGGAUCAGCUGCUGGAUGAAAAGUCGUUGAAAAAAAGAACUAAAGGAGGGACGGCUUACAAGUUCUUGUGCGAAGAUGACGGGGAUGAGAUGCAUUACCAGAAGCGUCUGUCCGACUGGGCACAGAAAAGGAGGCACCUCCGCUGGAGAGUGAACCACCCGGACGCGUCCAUGGAGACCGACUUGAGCGAAAGUUGGGAGAAUCCAGAACAAAAGCUGGACCCAGCCAUCGAGAUGUAUAAUCCACACCCGAAUAUGCCCGACGCGGAACUGGAGGGUGGUUACAAAAUUCCAGGAGAUAUUUACUCCAACCUAUUUGACUAUCAAAAGACUUGCACGCAAUGGCUCUGGGAACUGCACUGUCAAGGUGCCGGUGGGAUCAUUGGUGACGAAAUGGGUCUUGGCAAGACGAUCCAAAUCAUCUCGUUUCUGGCAGGCCUUCUUUACAGCGGAAAGUUGGACGCUCCUAUCAUCAUUGUCUGUCCAGCAACACUAUUGAAACAAUGGGUUAAGGAGUUUCACCGGUGGUGGCCUCCGAUGCGUGUGGCCAUCCUUCACUCGAGCGGAAGUGGUAUGCACAGCAAGGUUGAAGCCGAGGAAGACCUGGACGCCGAUUCUUUUUCAGAUGGAUACAGCAGCGGCGGUCUGAGGAAGAAGCGAAAGGCUAAGAAGCGUUUCGGAGGCGGACCAAGGCGAGGAAGGACGGCAGCAGAGGCUGAAGAAAGGACAGUGGCAGACGACAUUGUGGACCGGAUCAGCGCCAAGGGACAUGUUAUCGUUACGACCUAUGCAGGUCUUCGUAUCCAUUCCUCGCGGCUUCUUCGAAAGAACUGGUCAUACAUUGUGCUGGAUGAGGGUCACAAGAUCAGGAACCCCGAUGCGGACAUCACGUUGACGUGCAAGCAAUUCAGGACACCGCAUCGCAUCAUUCUAUCCGGUACCCCUAUUCAAAACAACUUGAACGAGCUCUGGUCCCUCUUCGACUUUGUGUUCCCUGGACGACUGGGUACUUUGCCUGUGUUCCAGUCUCAGUUUGCAAUCCCCAUCAACCUUGGCGGAUAUGCAAAUGCCAGCAACAUUCAAGUACAGACAGCAUACAAGUGCGCCUGCGUGCUGAGAGACCUGAUCAGCCCGUAUCUUCUCAGGCGAAUGAAGGCCGACGUCGCAUCCGAUAUGCCCAAGAAAUCAGAGCAGGUCCUAUUCUGCAAACUGACUCCGCCCCAGCGCGCAGCAUACGAGAAAUUUAUAAAGUCGGACGAGCUAACAUCGAUCAUGGAAGGGAAGCGACAUGCCCUUUAUGGAAUCGACCUCGUGCGCAAGAUCUGCAACCACGCCGAUAUCUUGGGCCGCGAACAUCAUAAGGACGAUCCCGGUUACGGCGACUACAAGAAGAGCGGCAAGAUGGUGGUCGUGAAGGCACUUUUGCAGAUGUGGCAAAAGGAGAAGCAUCGCGUGCUUCUGUUCUCUCAGACGCGAACCAUGCUUGACAUCCUGGAAAAGUUCAUCAAGAGCGAGGGUUAUGUCUACAGGCGUAUGGAUGGCAUGACACCGAUCCAGAACCGAAUGGGACUCGUGGACGAGUAUAAUGCGAGGGAUGACAUUUAUGUAUUCCUGCUGACGACCAAGGUUGGAGGACUGGGAGUCAAUCUGACAGGAGCGGACCGUGUUAUUAUCUUUGACCCAGACUGGAACCCGUCGACGGACAUUCAGGCACGAGAGCGAGCAUGGCGACUUGGACAGACGAGGGCUGUGACUAUCUACCGCCUCAUGACAUCUGGAACGAUCGAGGAAAAGAUCUAUCAUCGCCAGAUCUUCAAGCAGUUCCUGACAAACAAGAUCCUUAAGGACCCCAAGCAGCGGCGAUUCUUCAAGAGUCAUGAUAUGGCUGAUCUGUUUUCGCUUGAAGGCGAGAAUGCAGUUGGUACAGAGACAGGUGGGAUAUUCCAGGGGUCUGAAGUGUCUAUCAAGACCAAACCGUCCAAAGGCAAAGGACGGUCCAAACGAGGCGGCGAUAGCCUGGAUGAGCUUUCGAGACUGGACGGUGUUCGCAAAGUCGAGAAGUUCAACGUACCACGCGAGUCCAGCUCCCUUCCAGGCGGCGUGAAGGGCGAGGAGGACGAAGAGCUGAACUUCAGGCCGAACAAGGAUUCAGCUGGAGAGACUUCUCAUGAGGGCUCUGAGGUUAAUAUUCUUGCCAGCCUUUUCGAGUCUUCGGGCGUUCACAGUGCACUCAAGCACGAUGAGAUCAUGGACGCUGCGAAACAAGAAAAUUUGAUCGUGGAGCGAGAAGCGACAAGAGUCGCGGAGCGCGCAAUGGCGGCACUCAAAGAAUCGAGAAAGCGACGCCGGCGACAGGACCUCGAUGUGCCGACUUGGACUGGCAAGUCUGGAUCUGCUGGUGCACCAAAGACGUUUUUGAUGCAUCAGCAGUCGUCAUCCUCAGCAGUAUCGUCGACACCCAAGCCGAGGUUUGGAACGGCCAAUACGUUUAAUCCAAGUGUCGCCGCUGCAUUGAAUAAUGGUAAUAACGGCAGCUUAUUAAAGUUUGGUCGAGGAGCUGCGGGAACGACAGACACAAGCCGACCUCAAUCUGGAUUUGGAGCAUCAUCUUUAGAUGCGGCCAGCUCAUCGUCUUUACUGGCGGGCAUGAUGGAGCGCAAGCGAUUGGAACAGGAGAGUUCAAGUGCUGUGAGUACGAGCUCGCGAUCGUCCUCGCGCGAUUCCUCUCCCACGAUUUCUGACGCAUUUGUUGCAACGUCUGUUCUUCAGGACGGAACGCGCGAGAAUUUGAUCAUGAAGAUCCGGGACUACAUGUUGGACCAUGGCGGACGCGUUCGAUCUGCAGAUUUGGUGGCGCAUUUUCAACACCAACUAGCAGAAAUCGAGCAGAUCGUAUUUAAAAAGAUGCUAAGGGGCAUUGCAGUCUUUGAGAGAUCGGUGACCGAUGGUCAAGGAUGGUGGAAACUCAAGCCUGACUACUAUUAA